Molecule: messenger RNA, 3254 nt
Organism: Physcomitrium patens
Lineage: Eukaryota; Viridiplantae; Streptophyta; Bryopsida; Funariales; Funariaceae
Source: RefSeq, a predicted model, not a curated record
UUUGCUAUUAUCACAAAUUUGAAGGAUAUAUUUGCUAUUAUCAAGAAUUUAUAGAUAUUAAUUUUUUUCUAUCUUUAUGUCAUUUUUCACACUGCUAACUUUUUCAAAAACCCUAACUUUAUGCCAUUGUAAAGUAGUAAUAGCCAACUUCGUAGGGCCAUUCUAUUUAUGUGCAUAAGAACACGACUACUCAACAACAACAGUCAAAAGGAAAAUAAAUAAAUAAUACGACACAGAUCUAACGAGGCCAGGAAUCUUCAGAUUUCACUAAAAAUUGUGGAAUCUACCAGACGGGAGAAUGCGAGUGAAACGGGCUGUAUUUAUUUAUCCCCGCCCGCCUUCAUCUCCGACCAGAAUGCGGUCCCGAGCUUGAUCGAAUUUCCUCGAGAGCUAUUUUUUGUUGUUGUUGUGGUUUUAAAUCCUCGAUUAUUGUUUUGUCUUGCAGUGAGUGGUGUGCUCUCAUGCAGAAUCUCCCUUUCCAUGGUGUUGGAUUCCUUGGCCAGAUACGAACGAGAAUCGCGACGGUAGACUUUGGAUGAACACAGACGACGCACGCAUACUUACUUCCGUGGUGCUCGGUGUUGUCGCCAUUGUUGCCAGCGCCGUGCUCCUGCAUUCGCGGCCGACAGACUGCACAAUAGUGCUUCUAAAAUCGGUCAACUAUCGCGCUGGAUUGCGUCUUCGUUAGCCCCAAGAACAGAGUGCUUUAAUUUGUUUCUCCAACAGGGCCAUUGGAAAAGGGAUCGGUCAGAUUGUCUAAGGGUUCUCGGCUGACUCGCUCUCAGUUCAUGUGUUGCGUUUCCCUGCAGCAUUGAUUGUUGGCAGGAACUCGCCCUGACAGCGAAGGUUAAAUGUGAGGAGAGGCGUGAAUUUGUUAUUAUCUGUAGCUAUUUGCAGACGCUGCAAAGAGGGAGAAAGAUUUAGUGUGGAGUUAAGUUUGUAGAACCCCUUACGCCCCUUACCGUAGUACGCGCUCCUUGCUUCCAGGAGUCGUGUGCUGGUAGGGUGGAUAGCUGGAAAAUCUUCAGGUUGAAGAGUCGCCUAGAUUCUAUAGCACAAGGGCUUGUGAUUGCGCGAUCACAGUAUAAUGGUCGUGUGACUUGUGUGAAGCUUUCGUUAAUUUCUUGAACUUUCAAGUUGUGAGGAGGCGUGUAAGUUCGUGGUGGCACUUGCGGAGAGGAAGGGUUUAAGGUGCUCGAGGUUGUUUCCGUCGUGGCCCCCUCUUCCUCAGGUGGCCUGGCAAACUGUUUCUUGGGAGGAUGCUUACAUUACCUCGAGGCGACUUUGGCAUAUGCCAUUAGUUCUUGCUUGCUUAGUCUUGGUCAAGCUUGAUUGUAGCUUUCCAAUUCCCUUACGUGUCGAGAAGUAUUAGAAAGUAUUUUCAUUACGUUUUGCCUCUUCGUUCCCUGUGAUGCCGACUUCUUGACUGCAACUCGUUGUGCAUGCCUGCGAAAAGAAUUGAUGCAUUAUUGGCCGCAGCCUGUGCUUAUGUGCAUCCAAUCGCCUACAACUGAUCGGAAUGAUCAUUUGACCUCCUUGUCUCUGUUCUCUACUAGAGCGCUAUCUAGCUUUGUAAGGUUUUCCAUUGGGUAUUGUUGUCACCUAGUCUGAGUUGAUGCCAGAGGUGCAUUGCUGCGCGAGAAACUGGACAGGCUUGCCGAUGUUCUCUUAUAGUUCUUUAUGCUGCGAUGCGCCUUCACCAACAAUUAUGAUGAUCUCAAAUUUUCGAUUGGCGACUGCAGUGAAGAGCACAUCCCAGUAACUGUUUCACAAUCGACUCCGGGAUACAGCACUGUGAGAAAUAAUUUCGUUCAGUAAGGUAUCUCCUUUUUUAAUCAUGGCUGCAUCGAAGAAGCUCAUCAAGUUCUUUCACAGGGUCCUCCACAUCUCGCCUCAGAGCUACAAACCGCCUCUCUCCCGACACUUAAGCGCAGCCUCAAACUCUUUCGAGUCUUCUUCACUCAAUAUCAACUCGGGGCGCUCAUGGGGAAGCGUGUCUGAUGCACACUGUUACGAUAGUGACGAAGAACACUCCAGUCCUCCAGCUGAUGUUCCGGUUGGUUGCCUGGCGGUCUACGUUGGGAAGGAGCGGAGGAGGUUUGUCAUCCCCACUUCAUGUCUCUCGAACAACGCCUUUCGGGCACUGCUAGCGAAGUCUGAAGAGGAAUUUGGAUUCUGUUGCGAUGGAGGUUUGCGUAUAGCUUGUACUCCUGAUGUCUUUGAGCAUUUGCUUUGGUGGUUGGAAGGUGUUACCCACGAAUUUGUGGAAGAAGCCGAGAUCCCGGGACAGGAUCGCUCCAGAUAGAUGUAGUUUGAUCCCAGUAGAUUUGGUUCGGAAGCUUUUCACUUGCAGCAUGCUACGACGCAUUGCGCGCUGGUUUGCGUCUUUUGAGUAGACGAAGCAUCUUUGACCCCUUUGCAUGUCAUGGGGUCUCAAGGAUGUUUGCUCUCAGAGACUCGAUCUGGUAAAUGGAAGGAAGCUCUCUCAUGGCGCUUGGAUGAGCCGACAUCAGACACAGUAGGAAUUCAGGAUUUGUGUCACGAAAAUUGUAAAGGCUUAUAUCGGUUACGGGAUGCGCUGAUCGAGCAGCAAACGAUGCUGUCGCAAUGCGUUGGAAACUGCAGUUAUCGACAAUGCAGCGCUUGGCAUCUGAAAGAUAUUUUAAGUGCGCUCUUUGAUCGUGGCACCUGGCUGCACGUGCUUAAUCAUUCAGAUGAGUUCAUAAAUUUUGUUUCUGAGCGUGUUCCACGACGAGGGGUCAGCUAACCGGCAGGUUGAUUCCAGUUUCAACACAAUUUUGGUUUCUGAACACGGGUUAUUGACACUAAUGGGCUUCUUCACUGCGCGGUUAUACUGGAAGGAGUCUUCCUCUUUUUUAUCUUUUUCUUCUUUUUUUACUUUCUUUAUUUCUUAGAAUACUUUUUUUCUGAAAAGUCGUGACCGCAUAGUGGUUUAACUCCAUGUAGUACUAGUUAUAAGAGUGUUAAAAAUGUGGUGGACAUGGCGGGUUUAUAAUUCUGCUUCAUCAUAUUGAGAGAAAAUCGUGUAGGGAUAAUGACGAACAUAUGUAUAGGUGCAAUGAGGAUCUAGUCCUAUCUGUGCAGAGGAAAGCCUGUACAUUAGUAGAAGUUACAAUUUUUAGAGGUGCAUGAUGAAUAUGCUUAAUGAAGCGAUACGCUUUGAGCAUGUGUUGACAGACUUCAGUCUGUCAUGAAUGAGAAUGUAAUUUGGAGACUGCCAUGCAUUUCUAUUA